Messenger RNA from Carica papaya (papaya), 2368 nucleotides. It is a transcript of the gene MAP65-4, whose product is annotated as microtubule-associated protein 65-4. Gene Ontology annotation, cellular component: cytoplasm; spindle. Gene Ontology annotation, biological process: microtubule cytoskeleton organization. The record is from RefSeq and is a predicted model, not a curated record. Gene Ontology annotation, molecular function: microtubule binding. Lineage: Eukaryota; Viridiplantae; Streptophyta; Magnoliopsida; Brassicales; Caricaceae.
AGAGCGUUCUUCUCUCUCGUCGAAUCCGAAUCCCAUCUCUAACAAUAUAUAAUCACGCUGUAAACAGAAUUCGAUUCCAGUCUUACUUCACUCAGAACUGGUACUGUAUUAUCCGGCCAUUUCCCUUGCGCUUAAUUCAGAUUCUGCUACGAAGUUAGGAGAUGUCAGCCCGCUCUGUCGCUCACGUUGCGACUAUGGAGACAGCAUGUCAAUUGUUGAUACACGAACUACAGGAGUUGUGGCGAGAAAUCGGAGAAUCUGAUGAUGAAAGGGAUGCAAUGUUGCUUCAAAUUGAACAGGAGUGUCUCGCAGUGUAUGGGAGAAAUGUAGAUGAUGCCAACGCGUACAAAUUCCAGUUGCAGAAACAAAUUGAUGCUUGCAAAGUUGAAAUUGAAGAUAUCAGUUCUUCAAUGGGGGAGCAACACAUGCAUUGUGAUGUGGAAGUUGGGGGAAACUUGAAAGAGAAGCUCGAAUCCAUCAAGACCAGAUUAGAGGACAUUCGUGUCAGGAAGUUGGAGAGGAAGAACCAAUUUGUCGAAGUUGAGAACCAGUUACAGAAAAUAUCAGUUCAGACUGGGAGGUCUACAGAAAAUCUCUGGGAGGAUUUAGCUGAAGAGAGGGACUUAUCAUUGAAAAAGCUGGAAGAAUUACAUGACCAGUUGGCUGAUUUUCAAAACGAGAAGAGCAGCCGUCUGGAGCAGGUGCUAGACCACCUAAACACUUUAAAUCCCUUCUGUGUGGUGCUCGGUAUGGAUUUCAAAGACACAAUAUGCAAGAUACACCCGAGUUUGGAUGAAAAUGAAGAAAUGAAGGACGUGAGCAAUAAAACAAUUGACAGCUUGGCUGCUAAAAUACAGAGUUUGAGGAAGGUCAAGGCACACAGAAUUCAGAGGCUUCAAGAUCUCGCCAUUGACCUGGUGGAGCUGUGGAAUUUGUUGAAUACACCAACGGAGGAGCAGAAGAUGUUUCAGAAUGUUACCAGUAAAAUUAUUGCUUCAGAACCAGAAAUUACUGAGCCUGACAUCCUUUCAACAAACUUCCUCAGUCAUGUUGAGCAGGAAGUGGCGAGGCUGGAACAGCUCAAGUCAGCUAAAAUCAAGGAGGUGCUUCUGAAAAAGAAGAAGGAAUUAGAAGAGACUUGCAGGAGAACUCAUAUGGUCACAGAAGCACUUACAAGAGCUGAAUAUUCCAGUGAAGCUAUAGAAUCUGGUGCCAAAGACCCCGAGUAUUUGCUGGAACAAAUUGAGCUGCAAAUCGCAAAGGUAAAGGGGGAGGCUUUUAGCAGGAAAGAAGUGCUUGAGAAGGUGAACAAAUGGUUAGCAGCACGUGAAGAAGAGUGUUGGCUGGAGGAAUACAACAGGGACGACAAUCGAUAUUAUGCUGGAAAAGGUGCACAUCUAACCUUGAAACGUGCUGAGAAAGCUCGUGCACUGGUCAAUAAAAUUCCAGUAAUGGUGGAGGCGUUGACAUCAAAAGUCACUGCUUGGGAAAAAGAAAAAGGAUCCCAGUUCUUAUAUGAUGGUGUACCACUUCUUUCUACGCUUGAAGCCUACAGCAGCUUACGGCAAGAGAAAGAGCUCGAGAGGCAAAGAGAGAGGGACCAGAAGAAACUUCAGGGUCAAAUUAUGGCAGAGCAGGAAGCCCUUUACGGGUCAAAGCCCAGUCCAUCAAAAAGUGGAAGAAAGGUUUCCAGACCUUCAAUAGGAGCAGUCAUGAACAACAGGAAACUCUCGAUCGGUGGAGCAAUGCUUCAGAACUUGAAACCUGAAAAGGCUCCCCUUCAUGCGCUCUCUAUCAGGAAAGAAAAUGGUUUGAAUCAGAAAAGCAAAUUGAGCUACAAUCAGUCUGGAGGUAUUGAAGCGCACUCUUCUGGAAGAAAGAGUUCAAAUAUUUUUGGACAUGUUACAAAGAAACAUUCAUCUAGUGGUGCAAAGGAUGGUGGCAAAAUAAAUUCGCCACAAAUUCGAAAGCCUCUAUCCCCUAUUCCGUUGUCAUUGGCAUCCAAUAAUACCAACAUCGCAAAUUCCUCAAAAGAUCACAUAAAAUCACAAAAGGAAACACUUCCCCUAUGCAAGAUACCAAAUUUAGAACCUUUACUAUCGAGUUUCAAUAGCAAGGAAGAGGAAAACAACAAAAGCCCGAAGAAAAUCCAAGCACCUACUACUUCAACUGUGGCCAGUGUUUCGAUCCAGACAACUACUCCAUCUUAUGUGUCUUAUACUACAAAAUAUCCACCAAAAAAAUAUUUAGAAGGAGUUGAAUACUCGUUUGAAGAGGUAAGAGCUAUUUUUUUACGUAAAAUAAUUGACUAGAAACUAUUUUACGAGUAUAAUUUAUUACACAAUUUGAGGAUCAUAAUGAGAUAUUA